Messenger RNA from Monomorium pharaonis (pharaoh ant), 3621 nucleotides. Its product is annotated as hyaluronan mediated motility receptor. The transcript has 15 exons. Bases 315 to 3203 code for a protein of 962 amino acids. The record is from RefSeq and is a predicted model, not a curated record. Lineage: Eukaryota; Metazoa; Arthropoda; Insecta; Hymenoptera; Formicidae.
GAUACAGCGAGUAGGGUGAGGAAUCGCACAGAAUCGCAGUUGGAACUGUUGGAAGCGUACGGCGUUCGGGGUGACGAAGUGUGAUCCGUACGGUCUUACUCUCGCGAGAGAGAGAGAGCGGGAGGAACGGAACGGUGAUAACACAAGAACGGUGCAACGGUCAUUCUCGACACGAUCCUCUCUGUCGCGCGCAUUCCGCACACAAUCGCCCACGCGACAAUCCCGCGCUGUGAAUCUGUCAAACUUCGUUAGCUCGAGGAUACGGAUAAGUCUACCUGCGUGCACGCGCGCGCGUGAGACACGACUCGAGCGAAAUGUCCUUCUCCAAGGCGAGGAUACAGCGGUUCAACGAGCUUGGAAGCGAUGCACCACCACCAGGCGCUUACGAUCCAAAAUUUAACAGUAAAGUGAAAGGAAUUGUUAUUGAGAAGUCUGAUAGAUUUUUAGAUAGUAAAAGCUCAAGCAGCGCGGAAUGCAAUGCAUCAAUAAAGAGUAAUGCGUCGGCUCCUAUUUUUCGUGUGCCUCAACUUCCAUCGAAACGAUUAAUUACAACUGGAUCGAUUUAUCCUAAAUUAAAAACCCCGCAACCUUUAAUCAAAAAUCAAAAUAUGAAGUAUGAAUCCAAACAGCAACUUGCAGAUCUUCAAGUAGAAUGUUUGAAUAAAGAUAAAACUAUACUGGAACAUGAAAAGCAUAUCGAGGACAUGAAAGACGAGAUACAGAAAUUAGAAAUAGAAUUAGAGGAAUUACGUAAAAAUCAAAAUGAAAUGGAAACGCAACAGAAGAAAGAUAUAGAAGCAAUGGCUAAGUUGCAACAGGAUGUAAUAAAUAGUCAUGAUAAUAAACAUCUGGCAGAAAUGCAGAGGCUUCGAUCUCAAUUAUUACAGAUGGAAAAGGAAAAAGAGCAUGAGAUUUCAACACGAAAAAUAAUGGAAACCGAACUCAGAAAUCGUAUUGCUGUACUGUCGGAAGGAAUGACAUUAUUGGAAGCUGAAUUGUGUGCUAAGAAAGAGGAAAAUAGAAUAAAAAUCGAAGCUCUUGAAGCAAACAUUAAAGAAUUAUUGAAUAAAUUGGAAACAGUGAAACGAGACCAUGAUAUCGAAGAAGAACUACAACACGAAUUACAUGAGCUUAAAACACAAUAUGAAGAGCUUGCUGCCAAUUAUGCUUAUAAAAUAUCCGAUUUUACUAACAAACAUAAGGAAGAAAUUGAAUGUUUGAAAAGUGAUUUUGAAAAAGAAAAAGAAGAACUCUUAGAGCAAAAUAAUUUUUAUAAGACACAUGCAUCAAAAAUGGAAACAAAAGCAAAUGAAAUAGAAGAAACGAACUAUUCUCUUACAAAAGAAUUGAAGAAUCUGCAAAAUAUUCAUGAAGAUAUAAGUCGACGUUUACAAGUAGCUCAAGAUGAGCUGAAGCUUUCAAAUGAGAGGCAUACCAUUACAAUAGAAAAAUAUAAAAAAGACUUGAACGACAUGACAAAUAUACACACUGAAAACACAUCAAAACUGGAGAAAUUAUUAGAGGAUGCUGCAGAUGAAUACAUAAAAGAAUUAGAAAAUAUUAAGAAGGCGAAAGAUGAAGAAAUAGAGGAAUUAAAACAAACUUCUGUUAAAAAACUUGAAGAGGAAACUGAACGGAUAAUGAAGCAUGCUCAGGAAAUGAUUGAAAAAGCUGAGGCUGAUAAACGAGAUACACUAAUAGCAUGUCGCAUUGAGAACAAGGAACAGGUUAAAAAGACGAUUGUUGAAUGCGACGCCAAAGUAAGCAGAUUACACGUCAAUGCCAUGGUCGAAGAGGCGCGAAAUACUGUGGAAGAAGAGAUGCGACUGGCUAACGAGAGAUAUAAAGCAUGUAUACUUCAUAUGGAAAUGGAGCGUGCUGCAUUAGAUGAAAAACUUUUACAGAGAGAUGCUGAAAUCACCAAACUUUCCACAACACUUGAGGAGCUAAAAUCAUCCGUGGAAACACAGGCAAGUUUUAGUCAAAGUUUACAAUCUGAAUUAGAUAAGGCGGAAAGCGAUUUAGCGGAAAAGAAACAAGAAUUGAGAGCCUUAAAGGAUCACAUUAGAACAGAAGCUGCUGAAAUGGUUGCCAGGAAGAGAAGAUUUGAGCUAAUUAUGGCUGAAAAUCAAGCAUCUGUUGCUGCGCUUACUAAUCGGUUGGCUCAAAGUAAUGCUGAAGUGGAAAGAUUACAGUAUGAAGUCAAACGUGGUGAAGAUAACAUACGCGAACAUAAAGACCUGCUUAAUGCGAUGCGUAACAACUCGCAAAUGGUACACGAACAAGUCCAAUCUUUUAUGAAAGAGUUAGAUGCCCACAGACAUCUAGUAGAUCAGCAUCAGUCUGGUAAUUUGUCUCAAUUUGAUUCCAUAAAAUCUAUCUUUGAGGCAAAAAUCGAAAAUCUAAAACAGAAAACUGGGCAAGAAAUUGCAAGACUUGAGGAUGAUGCUAAAUUGAAAUCUAUAUUAAAUAAUGAGUUGAGAACACAACUUGAGGAAAUGUCUGAAAGUAUCAAUGAUGCGCAGAAUGCAUUACUCUUGUUAGAAGAACAAAAUGACGCUAGAGAGAUCGAUCUUUCACGAAUGGAACUAGAAAAUAAUAAACUUUUAAAAGAAUUAAAUAGUCGCGACGAAGCUUUAGGAGAAAGUAAGCGAUUACUUCAGGAUCAGGCAAUGGAACAUCAAAUUAUCAUAGACAAAGCAAAUUCUCGAAUAGAAGAGCUUUCUGAAAAAGUUAAACAAUUCGAAGAAAUAGAAAAAACUACUAAGGAGACCACUUUAUUAUUAGAGCAAGAACGAAUCAAAUGGAAAUUUUCGGAAAAUGAACUUGCACAGCAACUCAAAGAGGAAAGAAUACGACGAGAAGAAGUUGAAGAGGAGGUCAAAAAAUUAAUAACAUCAAAUGAGAUUCUUGAGAAGGAUUACAAAGAAAUUGUUGAAAAAUAUGCUGACGUAAUUGGUCAUCAGAAUCCUAAGCAAAGAAUCAAACAUGUGAUUCAGCUAAAAGAUAAAAACUACGAAUUGGAACAGGAAUUGCUAAACAAGACCAGAUUAGUGGAACAACAACAAAAGAUCAUAGAAAAGUUGAGAGCAGAAGAAAAACGAUCUCAUUGGAAAGGCAAGGAAAAUAUAGGAAUGGUACAUUCCACCCCUAUUUCUUCUCCACAUAAAACAUUGACACCAUUAAAAGAUCGAAAUGAUUAAUCUCAAACAAUAAUUCAAUAGCUUGUCUUCUUAAGUUAAUCUAGAUUACAAUUAUUUGAAUACUUAUGCUUGAAUAAUUUCUUGAGGAAUUAGAACAAUGGUUGCCGCGAUAUUUAAUAACUUUAUCUGUAUUGUUAAAAAAAUCUUUGAAAGAUGUAUAUUUUGUAAAAGUUACAAAAUUAUUGUUAGUACUGUUAAUUUUGCCAUUAUGCAUUUCGAGCUGAAAUAGAUAUACUGUAAUUAUAUACUGUCGAAGUAUGUUAUAAAGUAUGUUAUAAAAAACAUUUCUAAUAUAUAAUAUUUUACAUUUUAUAUAGUUUGUAUAAUAACAUGAUAUAUUAUACGCGGCUAUUGUACGAACAAUCUAUUAAUAUAUAGACUUGCUAUAUAAAUAUACCUUUUAUAUGAUUUUAACGAA